Molecule: messenger RNA, 780 nt
Organism: Nothoprocta perdicaria
Lineage: Eukaryota; Metazoa; Chordata; Aves; Tinamiformes; Tinamidae
Product: histone H4
Exons: 1
Coding region: 1-312 (103 amino acids)
Biological process (GO): nucleosome assembly
Cellular component (GO): nucleosome
Molecular function (GO): protein heterodimerization activity; DNA binding; structural constituent of chromatin
Source: RefSeq, a predicted model, not a curated record
AUGUCUGGCAGGGGUAAAGGCGGCAAGGGGCUCGGCAAGGGCGGCGCCAAGCGGCACCGCAAGGUGCUGCGCGACAACAUCCAGGGCAUCACCAAGCCGGCCAUCCGGCGGCUGGCGCGGCGCGGCGGCGUGAAGCGCAUCUCGGGGCUCAUCUACGAGGAGACGCGCGGCGURCUCAAGGUYUUCCUGGAGAACGUGAUCCGCGACGCCGUCACCUACACGGAGCACGCCAAGCGCAAGACGGUCACGGCCAUGGACGUGGUGUACGCGCUCAAGCGCCAGGGACGCACCCUCUACGGCUUCGGCGGCUAAAGCGCCCAUUGCUUGUGUGUAACGAACGACCCGCGAACCCAAAGGCUCUUUUAAGAGCCACCCACUCUUUCUCAGAAAGGGCUGUGUCGSGCCUCCCCUUCUAGCGAGGCUCAGCGUGUUAUCCGCAGUGUCGUCCUUUUAUUAACUCCUUCAUUGCCUGUCCGUUCUCGCCUGUAUACGCUGCUCUCCUCCCCCACCCUGGAAAGGGCGCCAUGCUGUGAGCUGCAGCUUUGAACUCGGCGGCAGCUGCCUUUGCUUGUCGGCUCUUAGCCUUUACGCGCCCACUGUCAGCUUUUGGCAGACCUUGGCGCUGUUCUUCUCUCGCCUCACGAAGGCGCAAAGCAGCUGCGCUCUCCCAGCGGUGCCGCUUUGCUGAGCGGGGAGGGGUGGUAGGAACAUCCGUUAUUGCGUAGCGCCCACAGGAACCCCGCUCUCGCUGCGCGCCCAGGGCGGCCGCUCCCCGCAGCG